GUGGCUGCAUAUGAUAUGGAUGGUACUUUAAUAAAACCUAAAUCUGGCUUGGUAUUUCCAAAGGACUGUAACGAUUGGCAGUUACUAUAUCCAGAUGUACCUGGUAAAUUGAAGCAGCUUCAUACGAAUGGAUAUAAAAUAGUGAUCUUCACAAAUCAGGCAGGUCUUAGCACCGGCAAAGUCAAGAUCAACGAUUUCAAGCGCAAGAUUGAGAAAGUUGUACAGAAAAUCGGCGUCCCCAUUCAAGUUUUUAUCGCUGUUGGAAAGAGCAUUUAUAGAAAGCCAACAAUUGGUAUGUGGGAAUUACUGGAAAAAGAGAAGAAUGGAGGCGUCACAAUUGACAAGGCUAGUUCGUUCUACAUUGGUGACGCCGCUGGUCGGCCAAAGAAUUGGGCUCCAGGAAAAAAGAAAGAUCACUCAAGUGCGGAUCGAUUAAUGGCAUUGAACUUGGGCAUUAAAUUUGAGACGCCUGAAGAACACUUUUUGAAACACAAAACGCCGCCUUACGAGUUACCUAAGUUCAACCCGAAGAGUCUGUCGCAGACCGACGACAUAUGUAAACCUGUGGACGCAGAAUUAACGCUGAAGCAACAAGAGGUGGUACUUAUGGUCGGCAGCCCAGGCUCCGGAAAAUCGCAUUUUGCAAAGAAUUAUCUGAAGGAAUACGGAUAUGUCAACAGAGACACUUUAGGCAGCUGGCAGAAGUGCAUUGCCGCAGUCCAACAAUACUUAAAUCAAGGAAAAAGUAUAGUUUUAGACAAUACCAAUCCCGAUCCAGCUUCGAGAAAGAGAUACAUUGAGAUAGCCAAGAAGCGUAAUGUCUCGGUCAGAUGUUUCGUCAUGACGACAAGUAUAGAACACGCGAAACAUAAUAAUAAGUUUCGCGAGUUGACUGAUCCAAGCCACAUUCCAAUCAACGAGAUUAUUAUCAACUCCUACGUGUAA
Temnothorax curvispinosus is the source of this 945-nucleotide messenger RNA. It is a transcript of the gene PNKP, whose product is annotated as bifunctional polynucleotide phosphatase/kinase. The record is from RefSeq and is a predicted model, not a curated record. The annotation marks the transcript as partial. Gene Ontology annotation, biological process: DNA repair. NCBI's taxonomy places the organism in Eukaryota, Metazoa, Arthropoda, Insecta, Hymenoptera, Formicidae. Gene Ontology annotation, molecular function: double-stranded DNA binding; polynucleotide 3'-phosphatase activity; ATP-dependent polydeoxyribonucleotide 5'-hydroxyl-kinase activity. The transcript is spliced from 5 exons.